This is a messenger RNA of Alosa sapidissima (American shad), 2619 nucleotides long. RefSeq names its product tpd52 like 2b (gene tpd52l2b). Gene Ontology annotation, cellular component: cytoplasm. The record is from RefSeq and is a predicted model, not a curated record. The transcript is spliced from 10 exons. NCBI's taxonomy places the organism in Eukaryota, Metazoa, Chordata, Actinopteri, Clupeiformes, Clupeidae. Bases 195 to 929 code for a protein of 244 amino acids.
AAAGGUUCAUCAAGCUGAGUUGAGUUGGCUGUCUCGUCCGUGUGCCUGGCCGUGACUGUCUCAGCGAAUUGUUGUUGUGGGCAAGUCGAGGAGACGGGAGAAGAAGAGGGAGUUAAGUGUCGGUCAUACGAAUAUUACAUUUUUUUGUUUAUUACCAGAAACUAAUUUCGACGUCUUUUCAUUUAUUCGACGCCAUGGACACAGCCAAUCAAGACAUCAAUCUGAACUCCCCUAACAAAGGCCUGGGCACAAACAACCUCUCGGAUGUCCCUGUUGAAGGAGCAGUAGGAAACGCUGAAAGACCGCUGCCUCCCAGCCUGACGGAGGAAGAGGCGGAGGAAUUGCGCACGGAGCUCACCAAGGUGGAAGAGGAGAUUAACACUCUGCGGCAGGUUCUCUCGGCCAAAGAGAAGCACGCCACCGAGCUAAAGCGGAAGCUGGGCCUCAGUCCCCUCACCGAGUUCAAACAGAACCUCACCAAAGGCUGGCAGGACGUCCAGACCUCAAAUGCCUAUGUGAGAACGGCAGGACGACUGAGCGAGUGGAAUGAGAAAGUUAUUGGUUCUGAUCUAUAUCUUUCAGCGACAUCAACUCUGGAUGACAUUGCCCAAUCAGAAGCAUAUAAAAAGACUCAGGAAACCCUGUCUCAGGCAGGUCAGAAGACCUCUCUUGCCUUCUCCACCAUGGGCACCGCCAUCAGCAGGAAACUGGGUGACAUGAGAGCUCUACCUUUCUCUCAUUCCUUUGGUGGCAACUACUCCAUUCGCCACUCCAUAAGUAUGCCAGCCAUGAGGAACUCACCCACCUUCAAAUCCUUUGAGGACAAAGUUGGAAACCUCAAGACCAAAGUGGUUGGCGGUCAGUCCAAUGGCGAGGAGGCCCAGUCCCCGCAGGAGACCAACCCUGUACAGGACAAAGCCCCCUUCUAGAGCCACCUUCCCGCGCACGCCUCACUCCACCCAACCCCGCCCCCCAGCGCCACGACUGUACAGUCGCAUCAUCUCUCGCUCCAGUGAUGCCAGUCAGCCACCUGUGACCUCCAGCUCCUGGCUCCUCCAUCCUCCUCUAACAGCCAUGACCUUGCCCUCCUGACCCUACAAAAAGCAUGUGCUCAUCUUGCCAUCAGAACAUCACCGCAAGCACCCUCACUCACCUGAAGGCUACAUGACAGGGAAUCAACAGAUGUAAAAAUCAAAAUUAACACCAAAAAAGAGCAAAGAAAACAGACAAUAAAAGAUGUUAAACCAUUUUGUAUUAUAAACUAUUUUACACUGCUUUGCAUAAUGUUUUUACAUAACUUUUAUCUAUAUACAAAGAUAUAUAUAUAUGAACAGCUAUAUUUAAAGUGUACUGCCAAGCAGCAUUCAUCUAGGUGAGGGAAAUCUGCCAAAACGUAAAUGGGGGAAAAAAGCAAAUUUAAAAGAGGAUUGGAAGAGAAGACAAAAUGAACUAAUAUUUUAAAAUGUAAACAAAAAGGAGGAGAAAUUAUCACAGCAUUCUGAACUGCUGACCAUUCUACUCCAGUCUUUUGUUUUUCUUAAACUGCGUACAACAUGAAGCAAUGCUUUGCAGCACAUCUGGUGAAUGUGGAAUCUCUCAGCCUUACACUUUCUCACUAGUGUUUGCUUGAUCUGCCUGAUUUCUGGCGUAUGCCUGUUAUUAUGUUUUAUGCUUUAUUGUUAUGUUUAUUAUGUUUGUUUUAUUUUUGUUUCUUCUCCAUUUCCUGUCAGCUGAGUUGAAAAUAAUGUAUUGGGAGGGUAACUGUGAGUUUUGUGUUGAUUAUUUGCCUGUUUUUGUGCCAUACCCCACAUGGUAGUGUUCAGCCGAUGCACGCAGGUCUGUCACUGUUCUGGUGAUGAGACAUCGGAAACCACUCAUGCACAUCUACACCAGUAACACACCGGUCACUUGUGAAACCUCACUAGUGAAGGCUCACUUCCAUGUACACUAACCUGGCUCUUACAACAUUGAACCCAAACAAUCGUAAUAUUUUUAAGUGUGCGAUUGAUUGAUUGAUUGAUUGAUUAACUAGAGACUGGACUCUACGGCCAUCUUGAGCAUUGCAUGCACGGUCACUUUUUUUUACUUCAUCAAGAUGAAGUAGAUUGUAUAAUUGGCCUGCAAAAGUCUUUCUUUCUCUUUUGUGUUUUAAUCAACUCUUUUGCCUUCAUGACACUCACCGUGUCCUUUUCUGUGUGGCCAUACGCUGAAGGGUAGUUUACAGCCACCUAGAUUUUUGGGGAGAUUGGUCUGCAAGGGAUUUGUUUUCAGUUGCCAUAAUUUAAAACAAAAUAUGAAGAAAGCUGCCAUUAUUAGAUAACACAACCUAUGUCUAUCACGAAAUUCACAUGUGCUAUUGGAAGUGUAGAACACUGCAUACUAGUUUGUACAGAAUGAGGGCUAUUGUGUUUUUGAGGAUAUGGAGCCAGUGUGUAUUCUGAAAAUGUCAUGGGCAAGUUAGAUUAGGCUAAACACACCAUAGAGCUUUAAUUUAGGUAUAUGACCUUUAGAUGUACAGAGGAAAUGUUAUUGUUUUGUUUGGAGCCAACUAUGAUGGAUCAGUUUUCAGUUUAUGUUUUUACUCUGUUUGGAAUAUCAAUAAAGCAUUCCUUAAAAGAA